Molecule: messenger RNA, 2669 nt
Organism: Polyodon spathula (Mississippi paddlefish)
Lineage: Eukaryota; Metazoa; Chordata; Actinopteri; Acipenseriformes; Polyodontidae
Product: prospero homeobox protein 1-like
Exons: 5
Coding region: 416-2629 (737 amino acids)
Biological process (GO): regulation of transcription by RNA polymerase II
Cellular component (GO): nucleus
Molecular function (GO): RNA polymerase II cis-regulatory region sequence-specific DNA binding; DNA-binding transcription factor activity, RNA polymerase II-specific
Source: RefSeq, a predicted model, not a curated record
UUUUUCGGUGAAGUUCAGUGUUUUGUAUUCCUCUAAAUCCAGCGGCCAGUUCUUAUUGGUAGGUGGAAGUGUUACAUCACAAUGAUUAUGACGCGCCGUCUUCCUGUUUCCUUCAGCUGCGUCUUAAAGUGAAUCUUGUUGGUGGUAGAGAGCAGCUCUGCCUAGCUCGCCUCGCAGAGAAGUACAAUUACAAUCCCAGAAGAAGAGCGGCGCAAAAGAGCUCUUUUCCGCUCUCACGCACAUCACUCUUGCCUGCCCUGAGAAAUUACAAUAUUCAUCACCAGGCGAACAGCCCUCUGUAUUCUCUCUUUCACUAGCAAAGACGCUCAAUUUCCUUUCAUCUGCGGAGGUCCCAGGAUUCUCGAGCUGUGCCCAGCUGACAAGCUUUUGAAGAUGGCACAAUAACAGUCGAGUGAUGCCUGACCAUGACAGUGCAGCCCUCUUAAGCAGACAAACCAAGAGAAGAAGAGUUGACAUUGGAGUGAAAAGGACUGUAGGGACAGCAUCUGUGGUUUUCGGUAAAGGAAGAACAACCUUAUUCAGUGCCAUGAAUCCCCACGGUUCAGAGCAGGACGUCGAGUGUUCAGUGGUGCAGCAUGCAGAUGGGGAGAAGUCAAACGUGCUCCGCAAGCUGCUGAAGAGGGCAAACUCGUACGAAGAUGCCAUGAUCCCUUUUCCUGGAGCUACUAUCAUUUCCCAGCUGCUGAAAAAUAACAUGACCAAAAAUGGUGGCACAGAGCCCAGCUUUCUAGGCAGUGGGCUCUCAAGCACGGGCUCAGAGAUUCAGCAGGAGGAUGUCUGCAGUAACUCUUCACGAGAAAGCCCCCAAGAGUGUCUUUCCCCAUUCAGCAGGCCGACCAUGAGCCAGUUUGAUAUAGAGCGUCUUAGUGAUGAGCACCUGAGAGCCAAGCGGGCCAGAGUGGAGAACAUAAUCCGUGGUAUGAGCCACUCUCCCAGCGUUGCGCUACGUGGAAAUGAGAAUGACAGAGAUGGGGCGCCACAGCCCCCCAGCCCCCGGGAGAGUUACAGGGAAAACAAGCGCAAACAGAAGCUGCCCCAGCAGCAGCAACAGAGCUUCCAGCAGCUGGUUUCAGCCAGAAAGGAGCAGAAACACGAGGAGCGCAGGCAGCUGAAACUGCAGCUGGAGGACAUGCAGAAGCAGCUGCGGCAGCUUCAAGAGAAGUUCUACCAAAUUUAUGACAGCACAGAUUCAGAAAACGAAGAAGAUGGUAACUUGUCUGAAGACAGCAUGCACUCAGAUGGCAUGGGCCACCAGGCCCAAGACUUUGUGCCUGACCGAUCAGACAACGAAAUGUCCGACUUGGACCCAGGGCAUUUCAUUGACCGUGCACGUGCCCUCAUUAGGCAACAGGCAGUGGUGACAGAAAAUCCUAAAAGAGACAGCCAGAGAGGGAAAGACCAAGGGCCAGCCUCCAUGCACACGGAAGGCAAGCAGCUGGCUGAGACAUUGAAACAGGAACUGAACACUGCCAUGUCCCAGGUAGUGGACACAGUGGUUAAGGUCUUCUCAAAGCCUGUUCCUCAGGUCUUCCCACCCCUCCAGAUGCCUCAAGCCCGGUUUGCUGUCAAUGGAGAGAACCCAAACUUCCACACCACUAACCACCGGUUGCAGUGCUUUGGCGAUAUCAUCAUUCCCAACCCACAAGACACUUUUGCCAACAUGCAGGUGCCUAGCUCCAAUGACCAGACAGAAGCACUGCCCCUGGUGGUUCGAAAGAACUCAUCCGACCAAUCAUCCUCCGCUCCCACCCCUGUUGGCCAUCACCAUCACCACCCUUCACUGCAUCCGUCUCCACUGUCAGCCACUGUGGGCUUUGGCUCUCCUUCUUUCCGCCACCCCUUCCCCCUUCCACUCAUGGGCUACCCAUUUCAGAACCCUUUAAGCACCCCUUCCGGAUCCUAUUCGGGCAAAGAGAGGGCAUCUCCAGAAUCAUUGGACUUGUCCAGGGAGACCACUAGCCUACGGACCAAGAUGUCAUCUAGUCAUCACAUGAACCACCGAUCGUGCUCGCCUUCCUACCCAGGCAGCACAACUGAAGGCCUGUCUUUGUCCCUCAUAAAGUCUGAAUGCGGAGACCUUCAGGACAUGGCAGAGAUUUCACCUUAUUCAGGAAGUACAAUUCAGGAAGGACUUUCACCGAAUCACCUAAAAAAGGCAAAGCUGAUGUUCUUUUACACCAGAUACCCAAGCUCCAACAUGCUCAAGAUGUUCUUCUCUGAUGUGAAGUUCAACAGAUGUAUCACCUCUCAGCUCAUCAAGUGGUUCAGCAACUUUCGAGAGUUCUACUACAUUCAGAUGGAGAAGUUUGCACGGCAGGCGAUCAAUGAUGGUGUCACAGGCUCAGAGGAACUGAAUGUCACUCGGGACUGUGAGCUGUACAGGGCCCUCAACAUGCACUACAACAAGGCAAAUGACUUUGAGGUUCCGGAGCGAUUCCUGGAAGUGGCUCGGAUCACGUUACGGGAGUUUUUCAAUGCCAUUGUUGCAGGCAAAGAUGUUGAUCCUUCCUGGAAGAAGGCCAUAUACAAGGUCAUCUGCAAGCUGGACAGUGAAGUCCCUGACAUUUUCAAAUCCCCCAACUGUCUUCAAGAACUUCUGCAUGAGUAAAGAUUUCCACUGCUUUUUUUUUUUUUUUUUAUGAAUGUAU